Molecule: messenger RNA, 712 nt
Organism: Puccinia graminis f. sp. tritici CRL 75-36-700-3
Lineage: Eukaryota; Fungi; Basidiomycota; Pucciniomycetes; Pucciniales; Pucciniaceae
Exons: 6
Coding region: 1-663 (220 amino acids)
Biological process (GO): protein ubiquitination
Molecular function (GO): ubiquitin protein ligase activity
Source: RefSeq, a predicted model, not a curated record
AUGCCUCAAAAGCUUCCACAAGCAGCAGCUCUUGUUCCUGGAUCAAAAUCUAUUGCCACUGAAGAAGUUUUUUCUGAAGCCAGAGAUCUUCCGAGAGACAAAGAAUUGGUCGAACAUUCGACCAGUCACGACCUGUCAGGUUCUCUCAAGUCCGAAGAAUCUAGCAAGUGUGCAAUUUGUCAAAAGAACCUGGGACGGGAGGGUGUCAAAGAAUUACAGUGCGGUCACAUCUUUCAUCAGACUGGCUUAGAUCGAUGGGCUAUAGAGAACCCUCAAGACGGUUGUGGCAAACCCAUCCAUGAGCUUUGCUUGAACAGAUGGCUCCAUGGAUCGACGACUUACAUAUGCCCAGCGUGUUCAACCGAUUAUUUCCAAUGGCACCAAGAACAACUAUCUGAUGAUAUAGACCUGGAAGCGCACGAACACGAUGCCCUCACGCACCUAACGGACCACGAAGGGCAAGGUCAGGCGCACCUGUUGCGGGAUUCCUCUGCAUUUUCAUCGUUGGUCUCAUCCAGGAAACGCAUGCGUGAAUACGCAUCGGAGAAUGAGCGGGUAGGCUUGUCUUUAGCAUCAUCUUCUCAUGCCAACAAACAGCGGGAUCGUGCGGAUCCAACAAGGGAAGAUCACGACCGUGAUGGCUCAGAUGAGAAUGCCGCAUAAGAUUCUACAAGGCAACAUACAGUAGCAGGAUGGAAAAUGAAAUUAAACU